This is a messenger RNA of Pyrus x bretschneideri (Chinese white pear), 1861 nucleotides long. Its product is annotated as protein BASIC PENTACYSTEINE2. Gene Ontology annotation, molecular function: sequence-specific DNA binding; DNA-binding transcription factor activity. The coding region runs from base 600 to 1604 and encodes 334 amino acids. Lineage: Eukaryota; Viridiplantae; Streptophyta; Magnoliopsida; Rosales; Rosaceae. The transcript has a single exon. Gene Ontology annotation, biological process: response to ethylene. Gene Ontology annotation, cellular component: nucleus. The record is from RefSeq and is a predicted model, not a curated record.
CUCACUGUCUCUCUUUCUCUAUCUAAAAUUUGAAUAUAUGGGUCCUUGUACUAUUAUCCUGCCAUUUACAUUCUUGUGCAUGUUUGUAUAUUUAAAAGCUUCAAACUUUAUUAUGAAUUUGUUAUUUUUCUCCUUGUAAUACCCAAAUCUCAGAUCCCAACUUCUCAGAUUACGAAACCCUAAUUUGUUGUAUUUGAUUUUGGAUGGAAAUUCAGAUCUGGGUGUUGGUCUGUUUACUUGGGUUCUGUUUGGUUGCUGAGAAACUGUAGGAAAUGCACAGAAUUUUUUAUCCUGGGAUUCGCAUGUUUAUUGAUUCGGAUUGGAAGGAUGUUUCAAAUCUUUAGAACUAACCCAUUGGAUGAGAAUAUGUGCAUACUAGUUACCAAUUGCAUGUUUGCAUCUUAAAUUUUUGAUCUUUUAGAUCUGAGAGUAUGGGGAUUAGGAAGGAUCGAUAAGAUUUGUGAAUUUGUAAUUUCCUUCUUGUUCUCAGCUGUCAAACAAUUGCUUGAUCUUUGAUUUAAUGUGAAGAUCCAAUAUUUUGCAGAUGAUAUUGUUUACAAUUUUGCCUCAUAGGCCCUCAUUUGUGAUUAUCUUGAGCUAUGCUUUGUUUCUCCCUUUGUAUCUGUUUUGUUUUUAUUGCUAUCCUUUUGUUUUCGAUUUCUAUGGCCUCGGAGGGCUAUCCGAUGGUAAGAUUUAUUGCUGUUCAUGGAGUUUCAUUAGAAGGCCUAAACGAUGUUUGUUUGUCUGCUGAUUCUGUAGCUCUCAUGGAUGAUGAUGCAUUGAACAUGCGCAACUGGGGCUACUAUGAGCCAUCUUUUAAGGGUCAUCUUAGCUUGCAGCUCAUGUCAAGCAUGGCAGAGCGCGACACUAAACCAUUUGUCCCUGGGCGUGACCCUACAGUCAUGGUUAGCGCCAAUGGAGCCUAUCACCCUCGGGAUUGUGUUGUAUCAGAUGCUCAGCUUCCAAUGAGCUAUAUGAGGGAGAGUUGGGUAAACCAGAGAGAUAAGUUUCUCAAUAUGAUGCCUGCCAAUCCUAACUAUGCUGCUGUUCUUCCAGAAACUUCAGGAGCCCAUUCCUUGCAGAUCUUACAGCCGCCGGAACCAUCAAGGGAUGAAAGGGUGGGUAGGAUUGAAGAGCCAGUUGUCCCUAAGGAAGUUGGCACAUCCAAAAAAAGACAGGGUGGGGGUGCACCAAAAGCCCCAAAAGUGAAAAAGCCCAGGAAGGCAAAGGAUAAUACCAAUCCUUCAGUUCCUCGUGUGAAGCCAGCAAAGAAGAGUUUGGAUGUUGUGAUUAACGGGAUUAAUAUGGAUAUCUCUGGUAUUCCAAUUCCCAUCUGCUCAUGCACUGGAGCUCCACAACAGUGUUAUAGGUGGGGGUGUGGUGGUUGGCAAUCUGCUUGUUGCACCACAAAUGUAUCUAUGUAUCCUCUGCCAAUGAGUACUAAGCGACGCGGGGCAAGAAUAGCUGGAAGAAAAAUGAGUCAGGGUGCUUUCAAGAAGGUGUUGGAGAAGCUUGCAGCUGAAGGUUAUAAUUUUACUAACCCAAUUGAUCUAAGGUCUCAUUGGGCAAAACAUGGUACCAACAAGUUCGUCACUCUCAGGUAGAGUUACUGUGUUGGUGUGACUUCCAUUGCAUUUGGUCUAUUUCAGCUGUAUAUAUUUAUGUGGCCUCUUGUAGAGAUCUUUCAGAUAAUUUGUAGUCAUUCAAUUUUCAGUCAGGACGGAUGAUACUUGUUUUUAAAAUCUGGACUUGUUCUUUUUGUUAAUUUUUUUUCCUUUCGGCUUCUGUUUAAGGGCCGACUUUUCUGGCCACCAGGAUUAUGUGGAUGAGUUGUUAUUUAUUGAAUUGUUGUUGGAUAGCA